CCCGCGGGUCCGGCUCUUCACAACCUCCGAACUCCGCAGAGCUCCGGAGAGCCGUGCGGAGGCCGCGGGCGAGGAGGAUGCCGACCAGCCGCGCUCUGAUUCUGGGGGUCCUCGCCCUGACCGCGCUCCGCGCCUGCGGAGGGCAAGACAUCAAGGCUGAUCAUGUGGGCAACUAUGGUAUAAAUGUCUAUCAGUCAUAUGGACCCAACGGCCAGUACACGUUUGAAUUUGAUGGUGAUGAGUUGUUCUAUGUGGAUUUGGAUAAGAAGGAGACUGUCUGGAGGAUUCCUGAGUUUGGCCAGCUGACGAGCUUUGAUCCCCAAGGUGGACUGCAAGAGAUAGCUGCAGCAAAGCACACCUUGGAAAUCAUGAUUAAGAGGUCCAACUCUACCCCAGCUACCAACGAGGUUCCUGAGGUGACCGUGCUUCCCAAGUCCCCCGUGCUCCUGGGUCAGCCCAACAUCCUCCUCUGUCUGGUGGACAACAUCUUCCCCCCUGUGGUCAACAUCACGUGGUUGAGAAACAGCAAGUCAGUCACAGACGGCGUUUAUGAGACCAGCUUCCUCUCCAACGAUGACCAUUCCUUCCAAAAGAUGUCUUACCUCACCUUCAUCCCUUCCGAUGAUGACGUUUACGACUGCAAGGUGGAGCACUGGGGCCUGGACGAGCCGGUUCUGAAACACUGGGAACCUGAGAUUCCGGCCCCCAUGUCAGAGCUGACAGAGACCGUGGUCUGUGCCCUGGGGUUGUCUGUGGGCCUCGUGGGCAUCGUGGUGGGCACCAUCUUCAUCUUCCAAGGCCUGCGGUCAGGUGGCCCCUCCAGACACCCAGGGCCAUUAUGAGUCACACCUGCAGAGGAAGGUGUGUGGUCCUCUUCAGGGGAGGCGUGGUGCAAUGGACAACCUGGCACAGUAUGUUUUCUGGCCCAGUUCAUCGUCCUCGUCUUCCAUCUCGCUUUUCUCUUGGACCUGAGGCUGUGCCCUCUCACAGCUCACAUACCCUUAGAAUAGUCUCCUGACCUGACUUUUGGUUUUCGGCAUCUUUCAAAUCGUAUCUACUAGAAUCCUUCUGAGACCCUGACUCGGUAGCCCCAUGAACCCAAUAAAUCACCUGUUAUAAGUUGUC
Meriones unguiculatus (Mongolian gerbil) is the source of this 1125-nucleotide messenger RNA. Its product is annotated as H-2 class II histocompatibility antigen, A-F alpha chain. Gene Ontology annotation, cellular component: MHC class II protein complex; membrane. Gene Ontology annotation, molecular function: MHC class II protein complex binding. The record is from RefSeq and is a predicted model, not a curated record. Lineage: Eukaryota; Metazoa; Chordata; Mammalia; Rodentia; Muridae. The transcript has 5 exons. Gene Ontology annotation, biological process: immune response; positive regulation of T cell activation; antigen processing and presentation of exogenous peptide antigen via MHC class II. The coding region runs from base 78 to 842 and encodes 254 amino acids.